Messenger RNA from Centropristis striata (black sea bass), 3368 nucleotides. Its product is annotated as adhesion G-protein coupled receptor G7-like. The coding region runs from base 1 to 2169 and encodes 722 amino acids. The transcript has 15 exons. Gene Ontology annotation, cellular component: membrane. Lineage: Eukaryota; Metazoa; Chordata; Actinopteri; Perciformes; Serranidae. Gene Ontology annotation, molecular function: G protein-coupled receptor activity. Gene Ontology annotation, biological process: cell surface receptor signaling pathway; G protein-coupled receptor signaling pathway. The record is from RefSeq and is a predicted model, not a curated record.
AUGGGGAUCAGAGAAAAUUUCUGCCCCCGCAAACAGUUGGCUGGAUACAUUUUCCCACUCACACCCAUUGGCUGGUUUGCAUAUUCAGACGAACUCUGUAAAGUAGGAACGAGUGGUGCUGGUAAACCCCGAGCUUCAACCAGAUGUUCCACCAAGAAUGGACCACCGAGUUUUGAGCCCCCACACGUCUAUCUGUGUGACCAGACGCUCAGUGACAUACAACAAAAUCUGACGAGUCCUGCUGCCUUAGAGACGUUGGCGAGCAGCACUCAGAUUCUGACGUCCAAACCUGAAGAGUUGACGGCUGAAAACAUCACAACAGCAGCUCAGAUCACCAACACGCUGCUGCUGUCUCCAAACGCCACAGAGGUCGUCAGGGUGGCUGCCAUAGCAACAGUCAGCCAGCUGCUGAACGCCAGCGUGCCAGACAACAGCGAGGAAAACAGCGCUACACUGGAACUCACAAAGACCCUGGACCAGCUCUCUGUGGACCUCAGCCUCAGUUCCAACACGUCUCAGUCUCAGGUGGUCCAACCCAACCUGGUGGUCCAGUCGACACAAAUCGCUGCUGCAGACACUCUGGGAGUCCAGUUCACCUCGCUCUCAGGGACAUCCGGCAGCUUUAUCGCCGACCGCAUUGUGCUGAACACCAACACAUCGACAAUCAUGGAAAAUGGGAUUUCUGAUGCUCUGAUAUACGUUCGAUUCCCACCAGCAGCCGUUGGUGUUAAUCAGCAGCCAGAAAACGUCUCGCUGGGUUUCGUCCUCUACCAGAACGACCGUUUCUUCAGGUCGAGGCGCUAUAGUCGGAGGCGGGUCACUGUCAGGGUUCUGUCUGCCACCUUCAGAGGUCAGGAGCGUCGUACAGUGCCACAACAUGUGGAGAUGCAGUUCAGACCAAGGGUUCUGGACGGGACAGCUCUGUACAACUUUGCUUGUGUUUUCUGGGACUACAGUCUGCAGGACUGGAGCACCGCCGGCUGCUCCAAAGGAGACGCUUCAGACGGACUCCUCAGAUGUUUCUGCAACCACACCACCAACUUCGCUGCUCUCUGGUCUUUCAGAGAGAACUAUGAGUAUCCAGACGCCCUGGAUGUGUUUUCUAUUGUUGGACUUUCUUUUUCUGUCCUGGGUUUGGUUGUUACGAUAAUUCACCACCUUAAAGACAACUUUCAGAGAAAGUCCCAUGAGCGUGAGACGAAUAAGAACUUGAAGCUCGCUCUGCUGAGCAUCUGCAUCAGCCUGCUGGCCUUCAACCUCACCUUCAUCUCUGGAGCUGGAAACAAAAAAGAAAACAACGGAUCGGUGGUGGUCGACAUUCAGACCAACACGGUCCCGGACUCUGACGAACACGUGGAGCCAGACAGUGGCUCGUGUACGGCGGUGGCGGCUCUGCUUCAUUUCUUCCUGUUAGCCACGUUCUUGUGGAACUUCCUGUACGGCAUGCAGCUGGUGCUGAUGGUCCGGACGCAGUCGGAUACAUCCAGUCCAGGAAAUCUGCCUCCAUACUGGACUCCCCUCAGUGUCACUGUGGGAUGGGGAGUCCCAGCCAUCGCCAUGGCAUCCACACUGGGCAUCUCCUACAGCAUGGACGACCCGCUCAGAUACAGACGGGAGGAAUUUUGCUGGCUCGCAGCUCUGGAUAAGAACAAACAGUUUGACUUUGGGAAGCCGAUGUUUUGGGGUUUCCUCCUUCCACUCGCUGUGAUUCUGAUCUCCAACGUGGUUCUGUUGGUUCUGACAUCGCUGACUAUUUGCAGGACCAACCCGGCCCUCAACAGCACCAAAUUUUGCUCUUUGUGGAAGAAGUUUUUCACCAGUUUUUCUCUGGCCGUGUUACUGGGUCUGUCCUGGACUCUGGGCUACCUGGUGCUCGUCACUAAAGGCUCCGCCCACCUGGUCUUCAGCAUCCUUUUCUGCGUCUGUACGACCACACAGGGGUUGCAGAUAUUUGUCCUCUUCACAGCCAGGACGGCGUCCUUCAGAGCCUCCGUGUCCACAUCCCUUCAGUACUUGUCAUCUGUCAACCUCCAUCUCAGAGAAACAGUAUACUGGCUGCAGAGGAACUGGGAGAGGACUAGUUCCGAUUUCUACAGAGAUCUUCUGACGACCACUGAAAAAGAACCACAUGUCCCAGAAUCUAAUGGAACCAAACCUUCAACGGUCUGAAAGAAAAAGACAACAGAAAAAGGAUUUAAAUUUAAUGAUUAAUAUGUUUAAAAAGUGCUAAAACCUUUAAAUGAUCAAAUAGUAUUUAGCUUUUCUGUUAAUAAUAUGAACAUUUAAGACAGACCAGGGCAUUGGGCGGACUGCGGGCCACAUCCGGCCCGUUGGCUGUCCUUGUCCGCAGUGCUUUUAUUUUGAAGGCGGUUUACGUAUAUAUGCCUGAUGUUAGGUACCUUAAAACAUGUGUUGCUUUUUGCAUAAAGUUAAUAAAUUACUGGUUUGCUGCAUAACAUACAUGCUCUAUAUUGUUUUUGUGGUUUGAAUGAAUGUUUAGUAGCAUUCCUGGCUGACUCUUUAACUGAUGGUUCACAAGAUUUAUAUUAUUUAUGAUAAUCGUAGCUCCAUGAAAAUAAAAAUAAGACAUUCCUUGGUCACCUUGUGAAACCACCGUAAAUGCUACGAGGUGGAAAAACAAUAACAAACAAUAGCACUUGAGCAAACAAGCACUUUUACUAUUAGUUAAGACAACAAAUAUAGCCAUAUAAUACAAAUGACAGAAGAAAAUAAACUUGAACAAACCUUGUUCCCUGUCAGCCAGCCACUAUAGAAGCCUUUUUCAUACUUUAUAUCAACUUUAUGAAUUACGACACACUGGUUACUAUUUACCGUUCGUUUUAUAUUUUACCGUUCCACCUGUUAUUUCCUGUCACUACCUUUCAAAAUUAAAGCACCCGUUUCACCCUGGACGGCACCUUUUUCAAAUAAAAGCAUCACAACAUUGUAAAACAACUAGAAAAUAUACAAACAUGAAAAACAAGCUAUAUAAUACAAAAACACCAAUAGGAACCUUGCCUUGCCUUGGUCAUUUACAGUUGUGUUUAAAAUAAAUGGAAAAGUGAUAUAGUGAUUGGAGUAUUUACUAUUUUUUACUCCUAUAUUUGAUUUCCUCCACAUUAACAGUCUUAUCAUAACAUGUAUUCUAUUCUGCAUAUGUUAUCAGUAGCAGCUCAAAACCAGAUGUUUUACUGUAUUUUAUAAAGAGAUUAAAUUAAUAUUGAGCAGAAUUUAGUUCAGAGUUUUGGUCCGGCCCCCGCAACCUUCGUGGAAUUGGUCAUGUGGCCCCUUGGGAAAAUGAAUUGACCACUCCUGGUUUCUGGAAAAUUUUUUGAUUUCCAAAUUAAUAUUUCUGUUACAGGCUUUUA